CUGAAACCUGAUGCUAACACAGAAGAUUUUUGACUUGGCAGUCAAAGGUCAUGAAAGCUAUGGAUUGCAAAUACAUCUUGAAAUGCUUGACAAAGCUGAGCUGCAGAGCUGAUAGCAACACUACGGAGAGUUAUCCCAGGAUCCUGGAAAGAGAAAAGACCCAAAGGGAGGCCCUCACCCUUCAAGCAGAGAGUCUGUAUACAGCAGCCAUGGCCCGCAGCCAUGCUGUAAUGAAGAGACUGGGACUGUCCACCAUACAGGACGCCUUCCCGACACCUCAGCCCCCUGCUGGUCCCAGACAUGGGAUUGAAUCUUCAAUCCAAGGAUCAAUGUACAUGCCUGUGGCAGAGAAAAAUACUUCUGUGAGCUUCAAAUGGGGGGAGGCACAGGAACGAUGUUUUAGCUCCAGUCCAUCAGAGUCUGUCAGCUCUGGGGACACUUUUUGGUCUGUGGACUCUCACACUCCUGCUGAGCUGAGAGCUAUCCCCCUGGUUCAAACCCCUGACGUGGCGCCACUGCCUCUCAGGCCCUUCUCUUCGUCUCCCACCACUUCAGCGCCGAUCAGGCCCAGGAGGAGAGUCUCCCGCCUUCCUGUGAUGUCUGUGAUCAUCAGUGGAACAGACAAAGAAGUAGCAGCACUGCCUAAAAGGAGCUCUGCAGCGCGACCCCAAGUUCCUCCUCCAGCUCCAGUUCCUCCCCCAGCUCCAGUUCCUCCUCCUCCAUUAAAACUGGCCACACAGAAGACACCACGAACUUGUCCUACUCGUCCUAUGCUCCCUGCCAAAACCAUCUGUAAGGUGAAGAAGACAGAUAGACAGGCCGGUAGGAUGCGGACAGCAGACAGUAAAACUCAGGAGGACCUGCAGCCUCUGUUUAAGGCAGCGGAGGGUUUGUCUCAGAGCUUCAACCUGCUCAGCUCUGACGACUGGACGAAGAAGACAAACGGCCUGAGAAUCAUACGAGCCCUGGCACAGCACCACCCAGACGCUCUGAAGACCAGACUGCAUGACGUGUGUCUGUCUGUCAAAGACGAGCAUGGCCACCAACUGGGGAUGUUCAUUCUGCCACUCUAG
Mugil cephalus (flathead mullet) is the source of this 1073-nucleotide messenger RNA. RefSeq names its product serine/threonine-protein kinase CST20-like. Bases 51 to 1073 code for a protein of 340 amino acids. The record is from RefSeq and is a predicted model, not a curated record. NCBI's taxonomy places the organism in Eukaryota, Metazoa, Chordata, Actinopteri, Mugiliformes, Mugilidae. The transcript is spliced from 6 exons.